AUGGCCCUCGAGAAGACCCUGGCCGAAAUCAGGGGCCAACUCCGGAUCCGCAGCCUCCUGGCCCGACAGUGCCUGGCAGAGUUUCUGGGUGUGUUUGUGCUCAUGCUUCUCACUCUAGGGGCUGCGGCCCAGGCUGUCACCAGUGGAGAAACCAAAGGCAACUUCUUCACCAUGUUUCUGGCUGGCUCUCUGGCUGUUACAAUAGGCAUCUACGUGGCUGGUAAUGUCUCAGGGGCCCACCUGAAUCCAGCCUUCUCCCUGGCCGUGUCCCUCCUGGGACGCUUCCCCUGGGCAAAGCUCCCCAUUUACUGGUUGGUGCAGCUGCUGUCUUCUUUCUGUGCCUCGGGAGCCACCUAUGUUCUCUACUAUGAUGCCCUACAGAAUUAUACAGGUGGGAACCUGACAGUGACUGGCCCCAAGGAGACAGCUUCCAUCUUUGCCACCUAUCCUGCCCCCUAUCUAUCCCUGAACAAUGGCUUCCUGGAUCAGGUUCUGGGCACUGGGAUGCUGAUUGUGGGGCUCUUGGCCAUCCUGGACAGACGGAACAAGGGAGUCCCUGCAGGUCUGGAGCCUGUGGCGGCGGGGCUGCUGGUCCUGGUCAUCGGGCUAUCCAUGGGUGCCAACUGCGGCUUUCCAAUCAACCCUGCCCGGGACCUGGGCCCACGGCUCUUCACCUACGUGGCUGGCUGGGGCCCUGAAGUCUUCAGUGCUGGUAAUGGCUGGUGGUGGGUGCCUGUGGUGGCCCCUCUGGUGGGGUCCAUCCUUGGCACAGCUGCGUACCACCUGCUGGUGGCUCUGCAUCACCCUGACGACUCGGAGCCAGCUCAGAAUCUCGAGUGUGCCCAAAACUAA
Molecule: messenger RNA, 852 nt
Organism: Propithecus coquereli (Coquerel's sifaka)
Lineage: Eukaryota; Metazoa; Chordata; Mammalia; Primates; Indriidae
Gene: AQP10
Product: aquaporin 10
Exons: 6
Coding region: 1-852 (283 amino acids)
Biological process (GO): water transport; glycerol transmembrane transport
Cellular component (GO): basolateral plasma membrane; plasma membrane
Molecular function (GO): water channel activity; urea transmembrane transporter activity; glycerol channel activity
Source: RefSeq, a predicted model, not a curated record